UUUAAGGGGUCUCAAGAGUCCUGCAGUCUCAUUCCAGUCCAGCUCAGACCCUGGCUUCGAGGCACCACUGGGAGCUUCAAGAAAGACAAAAUCAAGAUGCCAGAGCCUGCAAAGAAAACAGCUUCUGCUUUCACCAAGAAGCCAAAGACGACAGAGGUAGUGGAAGGAGACACAGCUGUGUUUGAAGCAGAGACUGAAAAGACUGGCAUCAAGGUGAAGUGGCAGCGAGCUGGAGCAGAAAUGUUUGAAAGCGAGAAGUAUAUCAUCAAGACUGAGGGGAACAAGCAUUCACUGACUAUCAAUAACACUGGAAGAGAGGAUGAUGCGACAUAUGCUGUAAUUGCAGGGAGUUCCAAGGUCAAAUUUGACCUCAAAGUCAAAGAGCCAGAAAAGUCUGAGGCAGUUCGUCCUACUGAAGCGGUUUGUACCCCAAUUGUUUCAGAGUUACCUACACCAGCAGAGACACAACCAGCAGAAUGCAGUCCUGAGGCUCAGCCAGAGCUGCCCCUGGACCCUGUUGGUCUCUUUGUGACACGGCCCCAGGAUGGAGAAGUGACUGUUGGUGGAAACAUCACAUUCACUUGCAAAGUGGCAGGUGCCAGCAUGCUGAAGAAACCAUCAGUGAAAUGGUUCAAGGGAAAGUGGAUGGACCUGGGAAGCAAAGUGGGGAAACAUCUCCAGCUGCAUGACAGCUAUGACCGAAACAACAAGGUUUACAUCUAUGAAAUGCACAUUAUCCAAGCGAAAAUGACUUACGCAGGGGGGUAUAGAUGUGAGGUGUCUACAAAGGACAAAUUUGAUAGCUGUAACUUCAGCCUGAUUGUCAAUGAAGCACCAGCAACAGGAGACAUGGAUAUCCGCACUGCCUUUCGACGAACGAGCCUGGUGGGAGGAGGAAGACGGAUGCCUGCAGCCUGUCUCAGUACAGAGGGACACGAAGAUGGUGCAGAGCUGGAUUUUAGUGCCUUAUUGAAAAAGAGCAGCUUCUUGCGCUCAGUAAAUCGUGAACCAAAAACUGAAUCACAACCUGAUGUUGAUGUCUGGGACAUCCUGCGGAGAGCUCCUCCUUCUGAGUAUGAGAAAAUUGCUUUCCAGUAUGGUAUCACAGACCUACGGGGGAUGCUGAAACGCCUCAAACGCAUAAAAAAGGAGGAGAAGAAAAGUACAGCAUUCCUUCAGAAACUGGAUCCUGCUUACCAAGUGGACAAAGGACAGAAGAUCAAGUUAAUGGUUGAACUUGCCAACCCAGAUACUGAAGUGAAAUGGCUGAAGAAUGGACAGGAGAUCCAAGUGAGCGGCAGCAAAUAUAUUUUUGAGGCUGUCGGGAAUAAGAGGAUCCUGACUAUCAAUCACUGCUCCCUAGCUGAUGAUGCAGCAUAUCAGUGUGUGGUUGAUGAGGAGAAAAGCUUUACAGAACUAUUUGUAAAAGAGCCUCCAAUCCUGAUCAGCCACCCAUUGGAGGACCAGGUGGUGAUGGUUGGAGAGAGAGUGGAGUUCGAGUGUGAAGUGUCUGAGGAAGGGGCCACUGUGAAAUGGGAAAAGGAUGGAAUUGAGCUGAAAAGGGAAGAGACAUUCAAGUACCGGUUCAAGAAGGAUGGGAAAAAGCAUUACCUGAUCAUUAAUGAGUCAACCAAGGAGGACAGUGGGCACUACACCGUGAAGACCAAUGGUGGGGAGUCAGUAGCUGAAUUAAUCAUACAAGAGAAGAAGCUGGAAGUGUACCAGAGUAUCGCAGACCUGACAGUGAGGGCACGGGACCAGGCAGUCUUCAAGUGCGAAGUCUCCGAUGAGAAUGUGAAAGGAAUCUGGUUGAAAAAUGGGAAGGAGGUGAUCCCAGAUGAGAGGAUAAAGAUCUCUCAUAUUGGCAGAAUCCAUAAGCUAACUAUUGAUGAUGUAACCUCAGAAGAUGAGGCUGACUAUUCUUUUGUCCCUGAAGGAUUUGCUUACAACCUUUCUGCCAAACUCAGAUUUUUGGAGAUCAAGAUUGAUUUUGUGCCAAGACAAGAACCCCCCAAAAUCCAUCUGGACUUCAUGGGUCAAGCAGCCCCUGACACUAUUGUUGUGGUGGCUGGGAACAAACUUAGACUGGACGUUCCCAUAUCUGGAGAUCCAAUACCCACUGUCAUCUGGCAGAAAGUAAACAAGAAUAGCUGCAAUGUGCUAAGCAAUGCUGAUUCCAUGGAUUCCCCAGACUCCAGCAGUGAUUUAAGUAAUGAGAGCAAGCUUCUCUCUGAAACUGAAGGUAGAGUUCGUGUAGAGAUGCAUGAAGACCACUGUAUCUUCAUCAUUGAAGGAGCAGAGAAGCCAGAUGAGGGGGUUUAUAGAGUUACAGUAAAGAACCCAGCAGGAGAAGAUAAGGCUGAUAUCACAGUAAAGGUUAUUGAUGUUCCUGAUCCUCCAGAGGCUCCCAAGAUAGUCAAUGUUGGAGAAGAUUACUGCACAGUGCAGUGGCAACCCCCUAAAUAUGAUGGAGGACAACCAAUACUGGGAUAUAUCUUAGAGAGGAAAAAGAAGAAGAGCUACCGGUGGAUGCGGCUGAACUUUGACCUUUUGAAGGAGCUGUCAUAUGAAGCCAAGCAAAUGAUUGAAGGUGUUGUUUAUGAGAUGCGACUUUAUGCUGUGAAUUCCAUUGGCAUGUCCCGGCCUAGCCCCGCCUCACAGCCCUUCAUGCCAAUUGCUCCCCCAAGUGAACCAACCCACUUUACAGUGGAUGACAUCUCUGACAGCACUGUUACCCUUAAGUGGAGGCCCCCUGAGCGGAUUGGAGCAGGGGGACUAGAUGGCUACCAUGUGGAGUACUGCAAAGAAGGAUCUACAGAGUGGGUUCCAGCUCUUCAAGGUCUAACUGAGAAAACAUCUGCAUUCAUUAAAGAUCUGGUCACCGGGGACAAACUCUACUUCCGUGUUAGGGCUAUAAACCUGGCUGGUGAGAGCGAACCAGCACUAACCAAAGAGCCUGUUACCAUCCAAGAGAUCCUGCAACGUCCCAAAUUCUGGCUGCCACGCUAUCUACGGCAGACUCUGGUGAAGAAAGUAGGAGAGACAAUCAACAUUGUGAUUCCCUUCCAAGGUAAACCUAGACCCAAAGUCACUUGGACAAAAGAUGGUCAAACACUAGACGCCAAAGAGGUGGGAAUUCGGAACAGCACGACAGACACUAUCCUGUUCAUUCGAAAGGCUGAGCAUCACCACUCAGGGACAUAUGAAGUGGAAGUUCAGAUAGAAAACAUGAAUGAUAAGGUUGCUAUUACCAUGCAGAUAAUGGACAAACCUGGUCCACCUCAGAAUGUGAAAAUUAUAGAUGUGUGGGGAUUCAACGUCGCUCUGGAGUGGAAACCACCCCAAGAUGAUGGCAAUGCUCAGAUCUCGGGGUACACAAUCCAGAAGGCUGACAAAAAGACAAUGGAAUGGUACACUGUUUUUGACCACUAUCGACGAACCAACUGUGUCGUGUCAGACCUAAUUAUGGGGAAUGAAUAUUAUUUCCGUGUCUUCAGUGAAAAUUUGUGUGGACUGAGUGAAACUGCUGCAACAACUAAAACUCCUGCCUACAUAAAAAAGACAGGCACCAUUUAUAAACCACCCAGUUACAAAGAGCAUGACUUCUCUGAAGCCCCCAAAUUCACUCACCCCUUAGUAAGCCGUUCUGUGAUCUCUGGAUACAAUGCUACGCUCAGCUGUGCUGUAAGAGGAAGCCCCAAGCCAAAGAUAUUCUGGUACAAGAACAAAGUAGAUCUCUCUGGAGAUGCCAAGUAUCGUAUGUUCAGUAAGCAAGGGGUACUGACCCUGGAGAUCCGAAAGCCCAGUCCCUUUGAUGGAGGCUUUUACACCUGUAAAGCUGUGAAUGAAUGUGGUGAAGCUGAAAUAGAGUGCAAAUUGGAUGUCAGAGCACCUCAGUAAAACUCUAAACCUUAGUUCAUCAGCAAUUCAAGGUGGUGUUGGGGUUGGAAUUUGAAGAGAAGGAAAGGAAAAAAGAGAAAAUUGAAUAAUGGGUAGACCCACGUACAGCUAAAGCUCUGCUCAUCUUUUAAGUGUCAUUUAAUGAGGGAGGAAGAUGUCCUGUUUAGUUACACAGUUUCAUAUAUUUCCCUUCUCAGAAUUUUUGAAGUGUUAUUGUCUCUAAUAACCAUGCAGGGGAAAUAGAAAUAUUUUCCCCAUUAACACUAGAGAUUCUCCUUUAGGACAGAAACACUAAAGCUAAAUGCAAAACUGAUCCACCACCCCUCAGGUAUGAAGUGAGCACAAACGCUAACAUCAACUCUCCAAUGCUAAAAUAAAUCCUAUCUUUUUACUCUUUUGUCACUUUCAGAAUUCUAAAAUUCCUGAUGGGAAUCUUGUAUUGCUCAGAAAUAUUACAGAUUUGAAAAUCCUAGCAGGUCAUUUGUUCUAGUGCUUUAACUUUAUCACCCCCACAGGAUCCUAGAUAAAAGAGAGACCUCACAGGGCUCUCUUUCCUCUUCCAACCUCCAAUACCUGAUUCUCAAAAUGUUUACGUCUGUGGAUUCAGGAAGGCCUCUACAGAUCCCAACUUGUCCACAGAACACUAUUUGAGAAUAUCUGGUCUAGGCUAUUGCACUGCUUGCUGUACAUAUGAUAGUCCCUGCUAACUAUUCACUAAUCAUCUUCUGGUUUGGUAAAUUACACUAGCAUGAACUCUUGUUUUUCAGAUGUUACUACAACACAUUAUGAAAGAACUCAAAUUCAAAUCUAGUUUUCUGUCUCAGGAGAGACGUUGAAAAAUGCAAUCACGAAGUAAGGCAUACAAGACUAUUUCAAACCACAAAGCUUAUGAUGAAUUCAGCAAAAGCUUAUUUUAAUUUUGUAUCAUUUGUGGUUUUUCAAAGUUUAUAAACUAUUUUUACAUGUUUUUCCAGACAGUUAUGUUCUUUAGUUAGGUUUUUGAAUUUGUUUAAAAAAAAAACAAACCCUCUUGCGCCAACAGAGUCUCCUGCUUCUAACGUGCUAGUUUUCACUAUGUAAUCUUUUUCAGCUUAUAGUGGUAAUUAGAAGCCCCUGACUUGGUAUUGCUCUCCUUUUACACUGGCAUGAAACGAGAAGGCAGGGAGAGGAAACCCAUCCAGGAAGAGAGGCUUUAUCAAAGAACUACAUCAGUUUCUUCAUAUUAAUACUCAGUGCUCCUGUUCUCCCCUCUAAGAUGUUCCUCUCUUGAUGGAUGGGUAUUUCUGACUCAGCAGAUUGAUUGUACUACACUGUGAAGUACAUCUUCAUAAUAAAGAUACCUGUGCAGUGA
Gopherus flavomarginatus (Mexican gopher tortoise) is the source of this 5251-nucleotide messenger RNA. RefSeq names its product myosin binding protein C3 (gene MYBPC3). Gene Ontology annotation, molecular function: protein binding. Lineage: Eukaryota; Metazoa; Chordata; Testudines; Testudinidae. The transcript has 34 exons. Bases 97 to 3900 code for a protein of 1267 amino acids. The record is from RefSeq and is a predicted model, not a curated record.